This is a messenger RNA of Plasmodium relictum, 3195 nucleotides long. RefSeq names its product M1-family alanyl aminopeptidase, putative. The transcript has 3 exons. Bases 1 to 3195 code for a protein of 1064 amino acids. The record is from RefSeq and is a predicted model, not a curated record. Gene Ontology annotation, molecular function: zinc ion binding; metalloaminopeptidase activity; peptide binding. Gene Ontology annotation, biological process: peptide catabolic process. NCBI's taxonomy places the organism in Eukaryota, Apicomplexa, Aconoidasida, Haemosporida, Plasmodiidae. Gene Ontology annotation, cellular component: cytoplasm.
AUGAAAAAUGAACAGUUGUAUUUGUACCAUUUAAAAAAAAAUAUAAACUCCAAUAAAAUAAUAAAGCCUUUGAUGUAUAGAGUACAUUUAAUAUUUUUAAAAGUAACACCUUUUUUUAAAUAUUGCGGUUUCUGCUUAAUAUGUUUUUUGAAAACAACAAAUAGCAAAAAGAAGUUAAGAGUUUAUACUGAUACGAACCAUUUAAUAAUUAUUAAUUUGUUUAUAGUUCUUCCAUCUAAUAUUAUAGAAAAAAUAAAUGAUAAGAAUAUAAAAAAAAAGUACAACUAUAUAGAUAUUUAUAUAAAAGAGUUUGCAUUAUCAGGAAUAUAUAAACUCUUAAUUUUUUUUUAUUAUAAGAAUAAAAAAGAAUGUAUAGAAGGAAUAUAUGUUUUAAAAGUAAGAAAAUCUCUAGAAAAAAAAGAACAUAAUAAUAAUAACAAAAAUGAUGUAGAGGAUUCUACUAUUGAUGACAGUAAUUGUUAUUUAUAUUUUCAAAAUGCUGCAAGGAGAAUAUUAAAUUUUGAUUUUAAAAAUAUUAAAUUUCAAGAUAAAAAUAGUUAUAAUUAUAUAAAUACAUUUUGUGAAUUUUUUUAUUUACCUUUAAUUUUCCCAUGUUUACAAGAUAAUAUUUAUAAAGCACGUUUUAAAUUAAGUAUUUCUUUUGAGAUAAAGUUAAAAAAUUUAAAGAAUUUAAAAAAAAAGCUUAGACUUAGAUACUUUUCUUGUUAUAAUAAAAUAAGAAAACACAUAAGUUAUUUAGGAAAAAUCAAUAGGCUACACAAAAAGAAAUCAAAAGAAAGAAAAGAAAAAUCUAAAACAAAUCUAAAGUUUGUAAAUUUUAGAAAUGAAAGAAAUUAUAUUAAGGUGGUUAAUCCAACGAAUUUGGUUGUUAGUAAUAGUAAAUUAAAGAGUAUUUAUUACAGCAAAAUUAGAAUGUAUUUUAGUUCAUUUCUUUUAAAAAAUUAUUCUAUGAAUAAAUGUAUUUAUUAUAUUUUUAUGAAUAUCUUCAAUAAUAAAAAUGGGAAUCCUUUUACGAUAGGAAAUUAUAUAAAAAGAAAAUUAUAUAAUUCUAAAAAGAAUUAUAAACACAAUAACAAAAAGCUUACACAAUUAAAUAAAGAAAAAGAAUUUAUAACAUAUGAAUUUUACAACACUAAUAAAAUAGUUCAUUACACUUUUUGCUUAUUCAUUGGUAUGUAUUUUAAAAUAUAUUUUAAAAUCAGAGAAUUACAGGUUUAUAUAUAUAUUGAAAAAAAUUGUAUAAAUGAUAAAAAGAAAUACACUUUCUUUACAAGUAUUUUAAAAAAGAUAUUGAUAAUGUUUCUAAAAAUGAGUAUUUUUAGAAAAAAAUUAACUGAAGAAAACUUUUUACAAUUUAUUCUUUCAAGUAAAUAUAAAUAUAUAGGUGAAGAAAAUUCAAACUGCUUUACAUUUCUUUCAUCAUUUAUUGAAGUAAAUGAAAAUGAUAAUAUAUAUAAAAAAUUGUUAUGUAUCAAAUUAAUUAUUCAUGAAAUUUUUCAUUCAAUCUGGGGAAAUUGUUUAUAUUUUAAAAAAGAAAAAUACUUGUGGUGCAAAGAAGGAUUGACAAGAUAUUAUGAAUUUAAAUUCAGUAAAAUUUUUUUGAAAAAAAUUAAGAAAAAUUGUAAAUGUAUACUGUCAAUUAGUUUUAUCCUUGAUUCUUUUUUUUAUGUUCAAGUUGCUGAUACUCUUAAUAUCUAUAACCAUACUUUAAAUAUAGAUAAUAAAAUAUGCUAUAAAUAUAUUCAUGAAAACAUAUUAAAAAAAAAACAGAAUAAAAGAAAUAAUUGCAAUUUUUACGAAAAGGAUAUUCAUCAUUUUUAUAAUAUUUUAACAUACAAUAAAGGAAUGAACAUUUUUAAAAUGAUUAGUGUUAUAUGCAACCCAUAUUUUGAUAUUAUCAUGAAUUUUAUAUAUUAUACUUUUUUUAACCAUUCCAUAACCUUCAAGAAAAUUUUAAUUUUUUUUCAUUUCUUUUUCAUACAUUUCCGAAUUAAACCUUUUUUUCUUCAUUAUAAGGAAUAUAAAAAAAAAGUGAACCAAUUAAAGAAGAUAAUCAUAAAAAAAAAAAAGUUUCAAUUUCGAAUUUCAGUAAAGAAUUUCCAAAAAAAAAUAAUAAAUAGAAAUAAAAUGAUAUUUAUUUUCAAAAAAUUCAAAAAAAAAAAAGAAAAAAAAAAACAUUUAAAAAAAUUGGAACAUGAUAAUUAUUCGUAUUUACAUAAAUAUAUUUUAUUAUCACGACUUUAUUCCAAUUUUGUAAAGAUAUCUUUUAAAAAAUCUUUUUUAACUUAUUAUAAGAAAAUAUAUAGAAAAAAUACGAUUAUUAAAGGUGUGUAUAAAAAAAAAAUUAAAAACAAUUUAACAAUACAUAAAAAAAAGUAUACCAAAAAAAAUAUUUUGAAGAACAUUAUAGAAAAUUAUUUAAAUAUAGCUGGCCCUCCUAAAAUAUUUUUAAAAUUUUUAAAAAAUAAAAGCAAAUUAUUGAUAAUUCAAAAACAUUUUUAUUAUGACAACUAUGAACAAAAAUUUAAAGAAACUAACAUAUUAUUUCAAAUCCCAAUUAUUUUUAUAUUUAAUAAUAAUGUAUAUAAAAUAUUGUUAAAAAAAAAAUAUAUUUUAAUUGAUAUUAAAAUAAAAAGUAAGAAAUAUUCAAUUGAAGAAAAAAAAAAAAAACUAAGUGAAAAUACAAUUAUAAUAAACCCAAAAAAUAGAUGUUAUUUUUCAUAUCAUUUUGUUGAUAUGUACUCAUUUAAAUUUCUUCUAAAUUCAAUAAAAAAUAGAAACUAUAAAUAUGAAAUAUAUAAUAUCAUUAUAAAUAUAAUAUUACACUAUUUAGUUCUCAUAAAAACACGUAAGCAGGCAAAUUAUUUAAAUUCUUUAAUUCUCAGGAAAUUAUUAUUGGUUUAUAAAUUAUUAAAGACAAAAGUUAGUGAGAAACGUGAUGCUUAUGUAAUUGGUAUAUUAUUAUGUAUAGAAUUUUUUAACUGCUAUUUUCAUUUUAGUUCGUAUUUCAUUCAGAUUGAAAAUAGGAAAUUAAAAAUGGAAAUUAAAAAAGAAAUAACAAAUUGUAAAUAUUUCGAUAAAAUGGAUAAAAAUAUAGACUUUUUAUUUAAAAAUUUUAGAAGCUAUUUAUCGCAAAUUUUUUUUUUUUUUAAAGAAUCCGUUUGUAGAUUAUAA